Cimex lectularius (bed bug) is the source of this 600-nucleotide messenger RNA. It is a transcript of the gene MED22, whose product is annotated as mediator of RNA polymerase II transcription subunit 22. The transcript is spliced from 3 exons. Gene Ontology annotation, cellular component: mediator complex. NCBI's taxonomy places the organism in Eukaryota, Metazoa, Arthropoda, Insecta, Hemiptera, Cimicidae. Gene Ontology annotation, molecular function: transcription coregulator activity. Gene Ontology annotation, biological process: regulation of transcription by RNA polymerase II. The record is from RefSeq and is a predicted model, not a curated record. The coding region runs from base 74 to 514 and encodes 146 amino acids.
GUACAGUCGAAUGUCUUAAGUGGGGGUCUACCCAACUGUUAUCCUGUGCUUGACAGACUUUGCGUUUGUUAUUAUGACAAUCUGGACAAUGGCUCAUCAGAGGACUUUACCACAGAGCAAGGAAGCCCUUCUUAAGUCCUACACAGGAAGGCUGAAAGACGACGUUAAGUCCAUGCUUGAAAACUUCGAAGAGAUAGUCAAGUUGGCGAAAGGAGAAAACGAGACACAGUUGACGCGCUUCACUCAGGCUGAGCAAGACACGUACGAGAUGCAUGUCCGAGCAGCGAACAUGGUCCGAGCAGGCGAAUCGCUCAUGAAGUUAGUCUCUGACAUAAAGCAAUACUUGAUCCUAAACGACUUCCCGUCCGUUAACGAAAGCAUCUCGCAGAAUUCCAAGCUGUAUCGCAGCAAGCAACAAGAGUGCGAUCAAAAACUUAUGAACCUGCGCGACGACAUGGCCGCAGACCUUUACGACCUAGAGGAAGAAUAUUACAAUUCAAUAUAUAAAGUCUAGCGUUUAAAGUCACGGUCGCCAUCUGUUUAUAUAUAUGUUUAUAUUGAUCAUUGUAUUUAUAAUUUAUUAAAAAAAAUUUAACUGUA